Melospiza melodia melodia is the source of this 2243-nucleotide messenger RNA. RefSeq names its product 24-hydroxycholesterol 7-alpha-hydroxylase. Lineage: Eukaryota; Metazoa; Chordata; Aves; Passeriformes; Passerellidae. The record is from RefSeq and is a predicted model, not a curated record. Gene Ontology annotation, molecular function: oxysterol 7-alpha-hydroxylase activity; steroid 7-alpha-hydroxylase activity; iron ion binding. Bases 61 to 1461 code for a protein of 466 amino acids. Gene Ontology annotation, biological process: bile acid biosynthetic process; cholesterol homeostasis. The transcript has 12 exons.
CGGCCAUGCCGGGGCAGGCGGAGCAGCGGCCGGGGCCGGCCCGAGCGGCCGAGAGGCAAAAUGGAUCUCGCUGUGCUCUUGGCAGCGCUCCUGGGACUCCUCAUUGUCAAGGCUCUUUUGUUUCAGCUGAGAAACCCGAGCUCGCCUCCUUGCAUCAGGAGCUGGAUCCCUUGGUUCGGAGCUGCGUUUCAGUUCGGGAAAGCUCCUCUGGAGUUCAUAGAGCGAGCCAGGAACGAGCAUGGACCUGUGUUCACAAUAUUUGCUCUGGGAAAACGGUUCACUUUUGUUACUGAGGAAGAAGGAACUGAAGUAUUUUUUAAAUCUGAAGACUUAAAUUUUGAACAGGCAGUACAGCAAGCUGUCAAGAAUGCAGUCUCUGUUCCUGCAGAAGCAUUUUAUGAGAACCAUGGUAACCUCUACAGCAUGAUGAAGGGGAAGAUGAGUCCCAGUAACCUGCACAUGUUCUCAGGCACUUUGUGUAAGGAGCUCCAUGAGCACAUGGCUCAUCUGGGCACAGAGGGCACGGGAGACCUCAAUGCCCUGGUAAGGCAUGUCAUGUAUCCAGCAGUGGUGAACACCCUGUUUGGGAAGGGCAUCUGCCCAACCAGUCCGAGUGAAAUCAAGGAGUUUGAAGAGCAUUUCCAGAAGUAUGAUGAGGACUUUGAAUAUGCUUCUCAGAUGCCUGAGUGCUUCCUGAGGAACUGGUCUAAAUCCAAAAAAUGGCUUCUAAAAUUAUUUGAGAAAGUAGUGUUGGAUGCUGAAAGGACCAACCCUUCAGAGACCACAUCCAAGACACUUCUACAACAUCUCCUAGAUAACUUGCAGGGAAAACAUCUAGCUCCCAAGUAUGGUCUCCUGAUGCUCUGGGCUGCCCAAGCAAAUGCUGUGCCUGUUGCAUUUUGGACCCUUGCUUUCAUACUCUCUAAUCCUGCCAUUUACAAGAAAGUCAUGGAAGACCUGGCUUCUGUUUUUGGCAAAGCAGGUAAGGAUACACUGGAGGUGUCUGAGGAAGACCUGAAGAAGAUCCCUUUCAUUAAAUGGUGCACUUUGGAAGCCAUACGGCUGAGGUCUCCAGGUGCAAUCACCAAGAAAGUCAUAAACCCAAUUAGAAUUAAGAAUUUCACCAUCCCUGCAGGUGACAUGCUGAUGUUGUCACCAUAUUGGUUGCACCGGAAUCCAAAAUAUUUUCCUGACCCAGAAAUGUUCAAACCUGAUCGUUGGAAAGAGGCAAAUUUAGAGAAGAAUGCUUUCUUGGACAGCUUUGUGGCAUUUGGAGGAGGGAAGCAUCAGUGUCCAGGAAGGUGGUUUGCAAUCAUGGAAAUCCAGCUGUUGGUUGUGCUGUUCCUGUACAGGUAUGAAUUUGUGCUGUUGGAUGCAGUGCCAAAGGAGAGCCCUUUACACUUGGUGGGGACACAGCAACCCAUGGCACCAUUACAGGUCCGGUAUAAAUGCCGGGAAUGAGAGUUGUCCAGCACUGAGCUUUCUUUGCCAGCCCAGGCUGGAUGGAUGGACCACUGAGCUGCUUCCUAAUCCCACAUCUUCAGACAGCUUCUCUGCCUGCACAGUUCUUGAUUUCAGCUUUCAGUGCUGUACAUUGUGCUGUGCCAAACCAGUGCAGUCAUACCUGUGCUCUGCCCUGGCUGCCCAGCUCCCAGUGCUUCAAUCCAAGCUCUCCUGCUGCAUUCAUAAUUUGUGGGCCAGUUACUCACUGACUUUGCAAAUCUGAUAUACUGAACUCACCAUCCAAACAUUCAGGACAAAAAGCUUCAGUGUCUGGAAAUCCUGUGUGGAAGCUGUGCCAGAACCAGCGGAGAAGCAGCUCCCUUGGGCCAGGUCACUGCUUCCUGCAGGGUGCUUCAAACCAAGGCCAGACUGGUGCCUCAUGCUAAGAAAUCACAUUGGUAACAACAAACAGCUCCCUGGUGCUGGUGAGCACAAAAUCCAGGACAGUCUGAGCAGAGACCUCUGGAUCAGCUCCAUCCUGAUAAACUGUGGGGACUUGUGUGUCACUGCCUGUGUGGGCAGGUGAAGGUCUGGCCUGCUCUGCCUGCAACCAGUGCCGGCAUCUUGUGAAUAAAAUGCAUUUGUAAUGGAAAAACUGCAAUUAGGAUCUUGUUCCACUGGAACACCUGAAAUUUCUGCUGAGCUUUAUUUUGCUCCACAGGAUUCAGAAUUGGUCCUUGCCUGAAUUUGCAAUGAAAGUUUGACGAUAUUUAGCUCCCAAUAAAAAAUGAUUGCAAGGA